Molecule: messenger RNA, 1930 nt
Organism: Acanthaster planci (crown-of-thorns starfish)
Lineage: Eukaryota; Metazoa; Echinodermata; Asteroidea; Valvatida; Acanthasteridae
Product: acid-sensing ion channel 2-like
Biological process (GO): sodium ion transmembrane transport
Cellular component (GO): plasma membrane
Molecular function (GO): ligand-gated sodium channel activity
Source: RefSeq, a predicted model, not a curated record
AUGGGCUGUUACAAACGCUGCUACCUUCGUCAGUGGGCCCUGACGGAUACGGACCUGCACGGGGUGAAGCACAUCGCUGGGGAGGGCGGGAUACUGCGCCGUCUGAUCUGGGCGGCGUGUUUCUUGGCCGCGCUGGUCGUCUUCUUGCACCAGGCCACGCUGACGCUGAUCCACUUCGUGGAGAAGCAUCACGUCACCAAAGUGGACAUCUCCUACCGGAAGAAACUCGACUUCCCCGCGGUCACUGUCUGUAACUUCAACAAGUACCGGGAGUCGGCCCUGACGGAUCGCGACAUCAGAAAUGUCGGCUACCAUUUGGGUAUUGUCGACGAAGACCACAACCUCAUCAACCCUUAUCUGUACACGGAGGAGUUCAGGCGAAAGAUGGCAGCCGUCGAUUGGUCGGUUCACGACAUUGACGAUGAAUACAACAUGACGGAGUUUACCAACCGGACGGGGCACCAGUUGGAUGAAAUGAUAGUGGAGUGCUCUUGGCGAGAUGAGCCCUGUUCUCCUGACGACUUCCACCACAUUUUCUCCCAUCUCGGGAACUGCUACACCUUCAACCACGUGGCCCUGGCCACUGAGCGUCACUCAUCCAUCUCUGCUGGGGCAGCCAAUGGCCUGAAGUUGACCUUGAAUAUCCAAGAGGAGGAGUACACGCCUAGCAACGACCUUCAUGGAGCAGCCGAGGACGCAGGGAUCAAGUGGAUGCUGCAUCAUCCCUCAGAGCCGCCUUACGUCAAGGAGCUGGGUUUCGGGGCGGGUCCGGGCCACCAUACCUUCGUCGCCGUUCGUCACGAAGAGGUUGAAAGUCUUCCUUCACCGUACACACCUUGCAUGGAGACAAGUGCUGGCUUCCUUGACCACUUCGAUCAUUACUCGCUUCAAGCCUGCCGGAUCGAAUGCGAGACCGAGGUCGUAGUGCAGAGAUGCGGGUGCCGACUGGUUGAACAGCCGGGAAACGCUCCUGUCUGCAACCCCGCUGAGACGCACGAAUGCGCCCAAGCCGCUCUGGUUCAUGCAGUGGCGGGCCAUGGAGACCAAGCCUGCGACUGUUCGUCACCGUGUUCAGUUGAAAGUUACCCCUUUACAACCACCAACGUUAGGCUUCGAGCGAAGUACAUCGAGAGAAUUUACAGCAACACUACUCAUAACUUCUCCGCUGAUUACAUACAGAACAAUCUUGUGCUCCUGUCUAUCUACUAUGAGGCCUUGAACGCCGAAGUGAUAGAGCAACUUCCGGAGAUGACCGUACCGAGCCUGCUCGCUGCUUUGGGCGGAAACUUUGGUCUGUUCCUCGGGGCUAGCGUCCUGACGAUAGUGGAGUUGCUGGAGUAUGUCUUCGAUGAGUUGACAGCAUCAUGUACAAGGCGAAAGACCUCCGGUCGCAUUAGCAAUGCUCGCGAGAUUUUGACGGUCAGGGCCGCACCCAUAUCGGUUAUCGAUACUGAGAAAGAGUUGGAACAUGGACGCCAAUGGAACAGAUAACAGUCCGGACAACAAAAAGUUAAGUACUUGACGUUUGGGGUUAUUGUGAUAAUGUAGUCAUGUACAUGUAUUUAUUUCACGAUCUCAGGUCUUUAUAUGCAAGGCUUCAUUAUUGAUGGUAGAACCAAGUAUUUUCACUGCCAAUGACAUCAUAAUUUUUAUAUACCUUUUCAAUUUGAGCUUAUCUAGUAACAAUUAGGUUGUCUAUGGCAAAUAAUAGGCCUAUACGAUAUGUUGACUCUGAUCUCUGUUAGCUAUUACAUUAGGGCCUAACUACUAUUUAGAACAAAUGUUUUUUGAAGAAAUUUUGGGGAAAUGUAUUUAGUGUAACACCCAGGAGAACACUACGCCAGUAUAGGGCCGCAUCUAAUGUCACAUCUACGGUUGGCUAUCCGGUGGGCAGUAACGCACGAGUCUAUGGGAAGUGUUACAUCUCCAG